This is a messenger RNA of Ceraceosorus bombacis, 1153 nucleotides long. NCBI's taxonomy places the organism in Eukaryota, Fungi, Basidiomycota, Exobasidiomycetes, Ceraceosorales, Ceraceosoraceae. The record is from the annotation of a GenBank genome assembly.
AUGUCGACUCAGACGAUGGGUGGGGCACCGGCACCAGCCAGGGCGGCGGGACCCAACCUCAACAAGAACCCGCGAAUGGUGUCGACAUGGCACCUCAAACCAGCAGAAGAGCUAUCUUGGGAGCAGAGAUUGAUUCUCAAGUUGAACGUGUUGCAACAGGCCAAGGAUACCCCAAAACCUCCGGUCUUUAGCAAGGAGAAGGGCGACAAGGUGCCGUACCUUCCUGUCUACACGGAGCAGUGGAAGUGGAUCAUGCCGAGGGCGCUCUUGCCUUUGGCAAUCCACGGCGCGUUCCAAAAGUUGACGGGCUGGAACUUCCAUCCAGCUUUCGCCUUUGUCUACUACUUCUUGGCCUUCAAAUUCACCGCACUCGCAGCCGUCCGAUCCUUCAACCGCAUGGGUCAGCGAUACGGUUACUUUGAUGGUGCUGUGCCGCGCGAUGGCAUUCCAGACAAUAUGAGCGGCAAGGUGCUGUGGAGCAUGCUUGGCACCGUCAGCAUUCGACCACUCUUUGCCAUCUUUUUGAUCUACAAUCGCCAAGAAAGUGCAUGGAACAUCGAUCCGUUGAUGCUGCCGGUGCAACUCUUCCUGUACAGCGCCAUCCUCGACUUUUGGUUCUACUGUUACCACCGAGCCAUGCAUACCGUCCCUUGGCUCUGGCAUCACCACGCUCUCCACCACAAGACUCGUCAUCCAAAUCCUCUUUUAUCCGCUUUCGCAGACAAUGAGCAAGAGUGGGGAGACAUUCUCGUCAUCCCCCUGUUGACAUGGCUCGUCUUUCCUGUCAACUUCCCCACCUGGUGGGUCUGCCAGGUCUUCAUCAUCUACACAGAGGCAAUGGGUCACUCUGGCGUCCGUCUGUACUGGCAGACACCUAUGACCGGUGAGUGGCGUCGCUUGAUGGUUGUCAAGAUUGAUUCCAGAGGCUGACGAUCAUCAAUCUAUGCCGCGUUCCGCAGGUCCCAUCUUAAGGCUCUUCAAUAUGGAUCUCGCCCUCGAGGAUCAUGACUUGCACCAUCGCAGGGGAUGGAAGGUAAGCUCCAACUACGGCAAACAGACUCGUAUUUGGGACACCUUGGGCGGCACCACCCGUGACCGCAUCGAGGGUACCGAAGACAACAUCGAUUGGGUGAACACCGCCAAAGUACUCUAA